Paramisgurnus dabryanus is the source of this 3319-nucleotide messenger RNA. RefSeq names its product telomeric repeat binding factor a (gene terf2). The record is from RefSeq and is a predicted model, not a curated record. Gene Ontology annotation, molecular function: G-rich strand telomeric DNA binding; protein homodimerization activity; telomerase activity. Lineage: Eukaryota; Metazoa; Chordata; Actinopteri; Cypriniformes; Cobitidae. Gene Ontology annotation, cellular component: shelterin complex; nucleus; chromosome, telomeric region. Gene Ontology annotation, biological process: negative regulation of telomere maintenance via recombination; telomeric loop formation; negative regulation of telomeric D-loop disassembly.
GCAUCGCUUUUCGCGGUGGAAUUUCAAUGCGCGUUCAUUGAGGAAGUUGUUGCGCGCUGUGGCGCGUUCGCGUUAAACCCGCCAGAAUGAGCGAGUGUAGAAACAGUUCGGACAGUCUUCAUUACGAGCAGAUACUGAACAGAUGGUAUUUUGACUAUCAGGUCUUUAAAGCCUUUAACGCCUUCAGAAAUGGAAAUUUUACAGCGUUCACGGAGUUUAUUAACAUUGUUGAGGAUGUGGUGGUCAGACCCAUGGAUGGACGCAGUGACAUUAUUGUCAAGCUUCGCUUCUUGCAGUUUCUGUCCAGGAUCAAUCAUGGAGAUCGGUUCGACAUCACGUUUGAAGACCCCUUGACUCCUCUUGAGUCUGCUCUCAAUGUACUGAAGUCCAUAUGCAGAGACAUGAAAGUCCCUCAGCGAGACCAUGAUCACAUAUCAAACUCUAUCAAAGAGAUGCUGGUUAUUGUUUGUAUCAAGGGUGGAGAGUUUGAGAGAGCCCAGCAGAUGAUCCAUAAACACUUUCCCAAAGGGAUGGAUUCAGCUGGCAAGAAGAAGCUGUACAUGAAUCUGAUCAGAAAUCGGCGUCGUUCUCAUUCAAUACUGCAGAUAAAUUCAUACAGUGACUUUAAACAGGACAUGCUGGAUUUCAUUGAGAGACUCUACAGUAUUCCUGAACCUUUCCUCAUCAAGAUGCUGAUGAGUCGAGAAAUACGGACGGCGAGCGAUGAGUCUCCUCAGAUCAGCGGCUCUGUACAGAAUCACAAUACAGCAGAAAACACCAACAUCUGCUCCACAUCACCUCCAUCUGGCUCAACGUUACCUCCUGCGGCCUCAGCGCAUGUGAGUUUGCAGAAUCUGCGUCUGGUUUACAGUAAACUCAGCGAGGUGUACGGGGUGAGCGUCCCCUUCUCACAGCUGCAGCAGGAGGUGGAGAAUAAAGCCCUGCUCGAGUACAAGAGACAGACCGACACCGAGCUUCAUCUGGUGCUGUCUGAGACGCAGCCGGAGUCAAAUGACACAGACCAGGACUCUGAGAGGAUGAAGGAUGUGGAGGUCCACCUGGAGCUACAGAACAACCGAGAGCAGGACUCUGAGGCUGUGAAGGACAUGGAGGUCCCCGGAGAACAGUGUGCUCCUGUACAGCCCCGCUACAAUGGAAUGACCAUAUCUCGCUUAGUACUGGAGGAUGACAGCCAGGUCAGUGAGAACGAGUCUCAGGAUGAUGUCAUGGCACAAGAUGAAGAGUCCACACAGAUCACGCCGGUCAGAUCCUCUCCACGGACACAAUCUGGCAGACGCAGAGUUCUUAGUCCAGAGUCUCAUCCUGAGACUCCAACACGUCAGACGCGUCACAGCUGCUCUACAUCUGUCAGUCACACACAUCCAGGGAAACGGAAAGAGACUCCAACACGUCAGACGUGUCAAAGCAACCCUCUGUCUGUCAAUCACACGCAUGCAGAGCAAACGAGAGAAACUCCACCACGUCAGACGCGUCAAAGCAGCUCUCAUGCAGAGAAACUGAGAGCGACUCCAGCACGUAAGGCGCAUCAAAGCAGCUCACCGUCUGUCAGUCACGUGCAUGCAGAGAAACAGAACCAGACCCCAACGCGUCAAAGCAGCCCUCCGCCUGUCAGUCAUGCGCAUGCAGAGAAACAGAACCAGACCCCAACGCGUCAAAGCAGCCCUCCGCCUGUCAGUCAUGCGCAUGCAGAGAAAAAGACAGAGACCCCAAAGCGUCAUACGCGUCAAAGCAGCUCGUCGUCUGUCAGUCACAUGCAUGCAGAGAAACAGACAGAGACCCCAACGCGUCAAAGCAGCCCUCCGUCUGUCUGUCAUGCACAUGCAGAGAAACAGACAGAGACUCCAGUGCGUAAGAUGCGUCACAGCAGCUCACCAUCUGUCAGUCACACGCAUGCAAAGAAACAGAGCAAUACCCCAGUGCAUCAGACGCAUCACAGCAGCCCUCUGUCUGUCAGUCACAUGCAUGCAGAGAAACAGAAUGAGACCCCAGCACGUCAAAGCAGCUCUUCGUCUGUCAGUCAUGCGCAUGCAGAGAAACAGAUAGAAACUCCAACACGUCAGACCCAUCAAAGCAGCUCUUCGUCUGUCAGUCACCCGCAUGCAAAGAAACAGAACGAGACCCCAGCACGUCAAAACAGCUCUUCGUCUGUCAGUCACGUGCAUGCAGAGAAACAGAGAGAAACUCCAGCACGUCAGACGCGUCACAGCAGCCCUCCGUCUGUCAGUCACAUGCAUGCAAAGAAGCAUCGCAACAAGAGGCCCAGAAUUGUCAGCAGUCCAGAAUCUGAACUUGAGGAGCAAACAGAAGCUCAGAGAGAAACUCAUAACAGCAGAUCUACAUCUGGAGAGAAACCGAGAGAAACUUCAGCGCGUCACAGCAGUCCUCCGUCUGUCAGUCACACACACAGAAAGAAACGACAGAACAAAAGGAACAGAAUUGCUCCUGGUCCAGAAUCUGAUUCAGAUCAACAGACAGAAGAUGAGACCGAGACUCCUGUACAUCAGACACCAGACAAACAACAGGACAAGAGGUUGAUAGUUGUCUGUGAUUCAGACUCAGACUUUGAGCGUCAGACAGAAGUUCAUCAUGACAUCACAGCAUCUGUCAAUCAUUCACAUCCAGAGAAACAGAGAGGGACACAUAACAGCGGCGGGAAGAAACAUAAAGACAAGAGGCCGAGGAUUGUGAGUGAUUCAGAUUCUGAUUCACAGCGAGAGACGAACUCACAUCUGUCCUCCAUCAUAGAAACACACACAGAGAAACAGCGUGAGAGGACCAAAAGAUGGCUGAACAUCUCAGGGACUCGUGAGGAUUGGAGUGAUGAGGAGUCGUUGUUUGGCCCCGCUGCAGGUUCAUCACGUAAAGAGAAACAAACCAGAAAGAAGUGGACGGUUGAAGAGUCAAACUGGUUAAAGGACGGCGUGCUGCGUUUCGGCGAGGGCCGAUGGGGAAAAAUUCACUCGGCGUUCCCAUUUAAAGACCGCACACCCGUAAACCUGAAGGACCGCUGGAGAACCAUGAAAAAACUCAAACUUGUGUAACAGCUGAUUUGCUGUCAAGCUCUUAACUUUUCACUGGGUUAAAAAAAUACUGGAAUAUACCUUUUUAUAAAAAAACAUUUGUAAAUUGUUCCUAAAUGCUAUUUUAAAAAAGUUUUACUUUUUUUCUUUUUUGUAUUAAACGUUUGACACAUUUGUGCAACGAUGUUGUUUUGACAGCGUUUUAAGAAUUAGUGUUUAAUUAAAACUGAACAUUCACAUUUAACUGGUGUAGUAUGUAAAUAAAGUUACACAUCUCA